Molecule: messenger RNA, 9639 nt
Organism: Mirounga angustirostris (Northern elephant seal)
Lineage: Eukaryota; Metazoa; Chordata; Mammalia; Carnivora; Phocidae
Gene: TIAM2
Product: TIAM Rac1 associated GEF 2
Exons: 28
Coding region: 4100-9130 (1676 amino acids)
Biological process (GO): positive regulation of axonogenesis; activation of GTPase activity; small GTPase-mediated signal transduction
Cellular component (GO): synapse; membrane
Molecular function (GO): guanyl-nucleotide exchange factor activity; protein binding
Source: RefSeq, a predicted model, not a curated record
GAUCCCAGGAUCCUGAGAUCGUGACCUGAGCCGAAAUCAAGUCAGAAGCCCAACCGACUGAGCCACCCAGGAGCCUCUGUAACAAAAGUUUUUACCAACCUCUCCUUCUUUCCCCUAGCCCUUGGCAACUACUUUUCUAUUUUCUGUUUAUAGGAAUUUGACUGUGUGCGUGCAUAUGCAUGCAUGUACAUAUGUCAUUUCCCCCAACUUUUUAUUAAGAGAAUUUGCAAAAAUACAAAAAGUUGAAAGAAUUGUACAGUGAACACCACCACCACUAGAAUUCUAUAAUUGUUAGCAUGUUGCUGUAUUUGUUUUUAUAUGUGUCCUUCUGCAUUGUAUGUUUGAGGAUAGAAUAAUUCUUAAGUAGUAAUUUAUGUAAUUCUUGGAGAUCUUUGCCAAGGAACUUAACUUUAGAUGCCUGUUAACACUUAUGUCCUGUUAUGUUAUUAUCUCAGAAUGAAGCAUUAGAAAGAUAAUGUCUGGUUUUAUGAUUUGGAGAUAUGCUGGCUUUUGUAAUUUUAGGAUGGAGUACUAAAUUGAGAGUGUUUUAUUGUAGUUAGGCAGAGUUUAAAGAAUUUUAAAAAUCUUAGUUUGAAACUCUAAGGGCCUUUAUACACCCAUAGAACUAAGGUUAUUUGGAUGACCUCAGUGAUUAAAAAAUGGAACGAGACAGUACAAAGCCACUGGAAAUGUCUGAGGAAUAUUGGAGAUAAUUCAGUCUUACUGGCAUCUCUGGCAUCAGCAGAUCUACAUGUAACACACAUCAGAGGGUCAGAAUUAUCUUAAAAUCUAGAGGCAAAGGGUGCCUAUGUGGGGCCUCUUGCUUAGCGGGGAGCCUGCUUCUUCCUUUCCCUCUGUCCCAACCCCCUUGCUCGUGCUCACUCUUUCUCUCUCUCUUAAAUAAAUAAAUAAGAUCCCUUUUUUUUUUUUUUUUUAAAUCUAGAGGCAGGACUAGAACAGGGGCAUGCAAAUAUUUCCACACAGUUCAUUGUUUUCUGAUACAUUUUUCACAUUGAGAAGCACAUCUUCUUAAACUUCCUUCUUCCCUAAUUCUCCUCUCUCUCCCUUUAUAUUCAGGAGUAGUUCUUCUGUUUCAAGAAAGUACUUCUUUUAUGCUGGCUGAUACUUCAUUUUGCUUUUAUUUUAAUAACAGAAAUGAUGCUGCUUGAUGACUUAGCAUUCUGUCUUCUUCUGUAUUUACCCAGGGUAUUUUUUUCUUUUUUUUCCCCUGAGUAGACUCAGAGUGGGGCUUGAACUCACGACCCUGGGAUUCAGAGUUGCAUGCUGUACCCACUAAGCCAGCCAGGCGCCCAGCCCAGGGUAUUUGUUAAUACACACGCACGCACAUACACACACAUCAAAUUAACAUUUUGGGAAUCCCCGUGUUUUCUGUUAUGUGACUUGGCUUCCGUGGCAACCUUCUGCCUUCGGCCCUGGGGGUUGUGGUUACUUGAGUGGCACGUUCUUGCUCUCCUGCCUGUUGCUGACCAGCUCUGUGACCUAGAAAAGUCACUUAAGCCCUCCGUUUUUCAUCUGUGAAAUGAGGGGAUUGGAAAAGGCAGUUUUUCAGGUGCGCUUCACCAGUAGUAAAGGCUGUUUGGUUCUGUGUUCAUGAAUAAAGUUUUGUAGAGUUUAGACUACUUUUAGUAACUAUUGGACAGAUGACUGGAUGUAAUGGCUCUUACUAUUUGCUAAUUAAGAUUAGAAAGUGUAUGUUCAGGCGGGUAUUAACUACAUGGAACCUAUGUGGGGGAAAAAAGUUACGUGUUCAUGCAUGUUCUCCCAUGUGUAGAUGUGUGUAUGUAUAUGUAGCAAUUCAUUUUUCGUGCAAGAGAGGGAGCUGAAAGCUUCUCUGUCUGUAGUACAAUCCGGUCUUGAAUAUUAAGAAUCUUGUCAGUUGCAUACAUAGAUCCAUCCACAUUUUUUUUUUUUUUAAAGAUUUUAUUUAUUUAUUUGAGAGAGGGAAUGAGAUAGAGAGCAUGAGAGGGGGGAAGGUCAGAGGGAGAAGCAGAAUCCCUGCUGAGCAGGGAGCCCGAUGUGGGACUCAAUCCCCGGGACUCCAGGAUCAUGACCUGAGCUGAAGGCAGUCGCUUAACCAACUGAGCCACCCAGGCACCCCUAGAUCCAUCCACAUUUUAAAAAUAACGAAAAUACUGCCUUAAAAAGCUGCUGUCAUUAUGUUUGUCCAGGAUAACUUGAACACUUAUGCUUAAGCUGUUUUCUUCUGUAGAAUAUAAUUUCAAAAAUUUUAUUUUAUUUUAUUUUUUUUAAAGAUUUUUUAUUUGUUUAUUUGAGACAGAGAGAAUGAGAGAGAGAGAGCACAUGAGAGAGGGGAGGGUCAGAGGGAGAAGCAGACUCCCUGCCGAGCAGGGAGCCCGAUGCGGGACUCGAUCCAAGGACUCCAGGAUCAUGACCUGAGCCGAAGGCAGUCGCCCAACCAACUGAGCCACCCAGGCACCCUAAUUUCAAAAAUUUUAAAACUACACACAUGUAAUCCUGUUCUCCCUUUCAGCACACCUUUCCCAAGACUUAAUAGAAAAUGAUUUUAAACUUUCGCUUUACCUGUUGGGUAUACUUUAAAUUGAAGGUCUUUCAUCAAAACAUACAGCAAGACUUCAAAACACUUCAAAACACUUUUCUUUAAAAGGCAGUCUCGUGCUUAUUUUUCAUAAAAGAGCAACCUGUUGGAAUAACAAGCACUUUGAAUGUAGGGCACCGCAGCUCAGCUGACUUAAAAAUGAAAUGACUCCGGCAAGGAACAUGGAGUAAGUGUACACCCGAUAUUUUGCAAAUCUCGAAAUUAUUUAAGGGCCGCUCUUGAGGCAGGGUUUUUAUGACCGUAACAUUCCAGCUGUGGUUUUGGAGACAGAACGUUUACUACUGCUCUAAACACAAGGACGGUAGGUGUGUGUGUGUUCUUACUGCCGAAAGGCUUAAAAAAGCAGCUGAGACUCCCUUCAAGUGAGUAAACCUUUAUUCAGCAAACUUUGGGGCCGAGUUCCUAUGGAACUCUGGUGGUAAACUCUGGAAUGUGGGUCCAACAGCAGCUCGGUGCUGGCUGAGCCUGGCGGCUCCGAGGCGUGAUAGCAGGCUGUCCUGGCUAAUCGCUGAGGCAGCCCAUGGAAAACCACUUUCUGGUUAAGUGUGCAUCAUACUCUUCCACCAAUGGAAAAAAUUGAACAUGAUGAGGGUGUGUAGCUAGCAGACAAAAAUAUAUCCAGCAUUGCACAGGGUCUGUUUUUAGCUCUUAACGGCUGAGCAUUUGAAGUGUUCAACGCUGUUUCCUGCCUUACCAUGGGCAGCAAGAAGAGUUUGUGGAUUUGUUUAUAGACCUGACUUGGUGAAACUUUUUCUGCUAAUUAAAAGAGCCUGAGAAACAGUGGCUACGUCCAAAGUUUUGGCGAAGUUCUUAUCACCGUCUGGAAUGUUGGCCUUGGACAAGGAUGAGGCUCCUAUUUCAGUAUGAAAAUCUCGCUGGAAUUCUAUGAGAAGCCUUGUUGGUGUCUAAUGGUGGUAGAACCUGAGUUUCCCUCACCACCUUGCCCAGCCAUAAAUCUGCUUUUGUGCAGUGUCCCCAUGCCUCCGUUGUGCUUGCUGUCCCCGUUCAGCCCCGGUCCUCCUCACAGAACCAUCUGGCCCCUGGAAGGUUGCUUCUUAUUCCCUUUGAGUCGCUCCUUCUGAGCAGCCGGCCUGGGGCCAGAGACAAAGCAGUCUUUCCUCUGCUGUAAACUCUACACUACACGGAAAUGGAGACUUUGGGAAUCUAACACAUCAGUUCAAGCCUGAGCUCGAGGCAAAUGAAGAAAAGUCACAAUUGAACGCCCACUGCUCCGCUCUCUCGGUCUGCAGGGAACAUUGAGGCUUUGUGUUCGGGAGUGAACACCGCCAGAUGGCAGCACCCCCAGCCUGUCAUCCCACCCUCCAAGGAUCAUUUCAUGGACUCACUUGCCAUACUUGUUAACCAUGCUGCCUUGUUCUAGGACCCCGUAAAGCCUACUGACUGUUAAUCUUCCUCCGAGCACAGACUAGAACUUCAGGUAACUCCAGCUCCCAUGAGUUGUGGUUCACUUCAAGGGGCACGACUGUGAUCAAGGUUAAAAUGGGGAACUCUGAAAGCCAGUACACCCUUCAAGGAUCUAAAAAUCAUAGCAAUACCAUCACUGGUGCUAAGCAAAAGCCUUGCUCCCUGAAGAUACGCAGCGUUCAUGCGAAGGACGACAAGUCACUGCACGGAUGCGGGCACGGAGGCAGCGGAGCGGGUUACAGGUCCAGGUCCCUGGCCCGGAGCUGCCUUUCUCACUUUAAGAGCCAUCAGCCGUACGCGUCCCGACUGGGCGGGCCCACAGGCAAAGUCCCCAAAAGCAGUGCCUACGCCAGGCCCAGGACGGACGCCUCGGGAAGCGGUUUCCAGAGCCCCAGCACGGCCCUCCCCGCGGGGAACGGCUUCCACGCUGCCGGCCACGGGCGGCCGGACGCCCUGGUGGCCUCGAGGGAGCGCAGGGGACACCUCCGCAACUGCCGCGGGAGGGACGGGAGCGCGGCGGCCGGGCCGUGCGCCGAGGACCGCAAGAGCCCCCGGGUGCUCAUCAAGACGCUGGGGAGGCUGGACGGCUGUCUGCGGGUCGAGUUCCACAGCGGCGGCCUGCAGGGCGGAGGGCCCCCCGGGGGCGCGGGCGGCCCCGUGCGGCUGCUGCGCUACUCGCCCACCUUGGGCCCCGGGCCCGACUCGCCCCCGCACUCGCGCCCGCGCUCCAGCAAGGGCAGCUCCCUGAGCUCCGAGUCCUCCUGGUACGACUGCCCCUGGGGCGCCGCGGGCGAGGCCGGCGAGGCCGGCGAGGCCGAGGGCUCCCUGCUGGUGCCCGGCACGCCCGCCCCCCGCCUCUGCGCCGACUUCCCGCCGCCCGGGGCCCCAAAGCCGUUCAACCAAAGCUCGUCCCUGGGCUCGCUCCGGGAGCUCUACCGCGACCCCAGCCCGGCGCCCUCGGGCCUGCGGCUGUCGGGCGAGUUCGUGGGCGCGCACGCCGGCCUCAGCCACCGCGUGUCCUUCGCCUCGGACAUGGACGUGCCGUCCCGGGUGGAGCGCAGGGACCCCGGCCCGUACUCGUCCUUCACCCUCCCCUGCCGCAAGGCCAAGGCCUUGAGCGAGGACCCCUCCAAGAAGGACACGCUCAAAGCCCGCAUGCGCCGCAUCAGCGACUGGACGGGGAGCCUCUCCAGAAAGAAAAGGAAGCUCCAGGAACCGAGGUCCAAGGAAGGCAGUGACUACUUUGACAGCCGCUCAGAUGGACUGAAUGUGGACGCACAGGGGCCCUUCCAGGUGUCUCCUUCACCUUGGUCUGGGGGCUCAGCUCAGAUCCUGUCCCAGAGAAGCGAAUCUGCUCAUGCAAUUGGCAGUGAUCCCCUCCAACAGAACAUUUAUGAGAAUUUCAUGCGGGAGCUAGAAAUGAGCAGGACCAACACAGAGAAUGUAGAAACGUCCACAGAAACCGCGGACUCCAGCAGCGGGUCCCUCAGCUCUUUGGAGCAACUUGAUCUGCUCUUCGAGAAGGAGCAAGGGGUGGUCCGAAAAGCUGGAUGGCUGUUCUUCAAACCCCUUGUCACUUUGCAGAAGGAAAGGAAGCUCGAAUUGGUGGCCCGGAGGAAGUGGAAACAGUACUGGGUAACACUGAAAGGUUGCACCCUGCUGUUCUAUGAGACCUAUGGGAAGAAUUCCAUGGAUCAGAGCAGUGCCCCUCGGUGCGCACUGUUUGCACAAGACAGCAUAGUGCAGUCUGUCCCAGAACAUCCCAAGAAGGAAAACGUGUUCUGCCUCAGCAACUCCUUUGGAGAUGUCUACCUUUUCCAGGCCACUAGCCAGACAGAUCUGGAAAAUUGGGUCACUGCCAUACAUUCAGCUUGCGCAUCCCUUUUUGCAAAGAAGCAUGGGAAAGAGGACACGGUUCGGCUCCUGAAGAACCAGACCAAGAACCUCGUUCAGAAGAUAGAUAUGGACAGCAAGAUGAAAAAGAUGGCAGAGUUACAGCUGUCCAUCGUGAGUGACCCGAAGAAUAGGAAGGCCAUAGAAAACCAGAUCCAGCAAUGGGAGCAGAACCUGGAGAAGUUUCACAUGGAUCUGUUUAGGAUGCGUUGCUAUCUGGCCAGCCUACAAGGCGGGGAGCUGCCAAACCCCAAGAGCCUCCUCGCUGCUGCCAGCCGCCCCUCCAAGCUGGCCCUCGGCAGGCUGGGCAUCUUGUCGGUUUCUUCUUUCCACGCUCUGGUAUGUUCUAGAGAUGAUUCUGCUCUCCGGAAAAGAACACUCUCACUGACCCAGCGAGGAAGAAACAAGAAGGGUAUAUUUUCUUCAUUAAAAGGGCUGGACACACUGGCGAGAAAAGGGAAGGAGAAAAGACCUUCUGUAACUCAGGUGGAUGAACUUCUGCAUAUAUACGGUUCAACAGCCGAUGGUGUUCCCCGAGACAACACGUGGGAAGUCCAGACCUACGUUCAUUUUCAGGAUAAUCAAGGGGUUACUGUAAUGAUCAAGCCAGAACAUAGAGUAGAAGAUAUUUUGACUUUGGCAUGCAAGAUGAGGCAGCUGGAACCCAGUCACUAUGGCCUACAGCUCCGAAAAUUAGUAGAUGAAAACAUUGAGUACUGUGUCCCUGCACCAUAUGAAUACAUGCAAGAACAGGUUUAUGAUGAAAUAGAAAUCUUCCCGCUAAGUGUUUAUGAUGUGCAGCUCACGAAGACCGGGAGUGUGUCUGACUUUGGGUUCGCAGUGAUAGUGCAGGUGGACGAGCAUCAGCAUCUCAGCCGAAUAUUUAUAAGUGAUGUUCUCCCUGACGGCUUGGCAUAUGGAGAAGGGUUGAGAAAGGGCAACGAAAUCGUGACCUUAAAUGGGGAAGCUGUGUCUGAUCUUGACCUGAAGCAGAUGGAAGCCUUGUUUUCUGAGCAGAGCGUUGGGCUCACUCUGAUUGCCCGGCCGCCAGACACAAAAGGCACCUUGUGUUCGUCCUGGUCAGACAGUGACCUGUUCUCAAGGGACCAGAAGAGUCUGCUGCCCCCUCCGAACCAGUCCCAGCUUCUGGAGGAGUUCCUGGAUAACUUUAAAAAGAAUACAACCAAUGAUUUCAGCAACGUCCCUGACAUCACCACUGGCCUGAAAAGGAGUCAGACCGAUGGCGCGCUGGCCCAGGUCCCCCACGGGGAGAGAACAGGACAGACGUUCGGGAGUGCAGAACAGAUCGCCGCGCUGUGUAGGGGUUUCGGCGACACGCAGAGCGACGGCAUGGAAGGGCCUCGGGGGCCUCGGGACCCACCUCCGCGGCCGCUGGCUCGCCACCUCUCCGAUGCAGAUCGCCUCCGAAAAGUCAUCCAGGAGCUGAUGGACACGGAGAAGUCCUACGUGAAGGAUCUGAGCUGCCUCUUUGAACUAUACUUGGUGCCACUUCAAAAUGAGACCUUUCUCACCCAAGAUGAGAUGGAGUCCCUUUUUGGAAGUUUGCCAGAGAUGCUUGAAUUUCAAAAGGUGUUUCUGGAGACUCUGGAGGAUGGGAUUUCAGCAUCCUCGGACUUCAGCAGCCUUGAGACUCCCUCACAGUUCAGAAAAUUGCUGUUUUCCCUUGGAGGCUCUUUCCUUUAUUACGCGGACCAUUUUAAACUCUACAGCGGAUUCUGUGCUAAUCAUAUUAAAGUACAGAAGGUUCUAGAGCGAGCUAAAACCGAUAAAGCCUUCAAGGCUUUUCUGGAUGCCCGGAAUCCCACCAAGCAGCAUUCCUCCACCCUGGAGUCCUACCUCAUCAAGCCCGUUCAGAGGGUGCUCAAGUACCCUCUGCUGCUCAAGGAGCUUGUGUCACUGACGGACCAGGAGAGCGAGGAGCACUACCACCUGACAGAGGCACUAAAGGCAAUGGAAAAAGUAGCCAGCCACAUCAAUGAGAUGCAAAAGAUCUACGAGGAUUACGGGACCGUGUUCGACCAGCUGGUGGCAGAGCAGAGUGGAACAGAGAAGGAGGUAACAGAACUUUCCAUGGGGGAGCUUCUGAUGCACUCUGCAGUUUCCUGGUUGAAUCCAUUUCUGUCUCUAGGAAAAGCCAGAAAGGACCUUGAACUCACGGUGUUUGUUUUUAAGAGAGCUGUCAUACUGGUUUAUAAAGAAAACUGCAAACUGAAAAAGAAAUUGCCCUCAAAUUCCCGGCCUGCACACGGCUCUGCCGACUUGGACCCAUUUAAAUUUCGCUGGUUGAUCCCCAUAUCCGCACUUCAAGUCAGACUGGGGAAUACAGCAGGGACAGAAAAUAAUUCCGUCUGGGAACUCAUCCAUACGAAGUCGGAAAUAGAAGGACGGCCGGAAACCAUCUUCCAGCUGUGCUGCAGUGACAAUGAGAGCAAAACCAACAUCGUCAAGGUGAUUCGAUCUAUUCUGAGGGAGAACUUCAGGCGUCACAUCAAGUGUGAAUUACCCCUGGAGAAGACCUGUAAGGAUCGCCUGGUACCCCUUAAGAACCGAGUUCCUGUUUCAGCCAAGUUAGCGUCCUCCAGGUCCUUGAAAGUCCUCAAGAAUUCCUCCAGCAGCGAGUGGCCCGGCGAGCCCGGCGAGGCCGGCAAGGGCAGCUCCCUGGACUCGGACGAGUGCAGCCUGAGCAGUAGCACCCAGAGCAGCGGCUGCGCCCCAGGCGGGAGCAGGCAGGAGUCCCUGCAACAGCCCCGGCCAGGCCUGGCUGAUCUGUCAGACAGUCUCAUCAAGGAGAGUGACAUUCUGAGCGACGACGAGGACGACUACCAUCAGACUCUCAGACGGGGCAGCCCUACCAAAGACAUUGAAAUUCAGUUCCAGAGGCUGAGAAUCUCCGACGGCCCCGAUGCAAAGCCAGCUGAACAGCAGCCUGGCACGGAGGGCCGGCCCAGAGGGGAGCAGCCCAAGCUGGUGCGGGGGCACUUCUGCGCCAUUAAGCGGAAAGCGAACAGCACCAAGCGGGACAGGGGAACUUUGCUGAAGGCACAGAUUCGCCAUCAGUCCCUUGACAGUCAGUCUGAAAAUGCCAACCUUGAUCUCAGUUCUGUUCUCCAGCGAGAGUUCAGUGUCCAGAGUUUAACCUCGGUGGUCAGCGAGGAGUGUUUUUAUGAAACCGAGAACCACGGGAAGUUGUAGUGCCGUUUCAAUCCAGAUGCGGGCUCGACGGCUCGUUUUACUUUGAAACUGGUGGUCAAGUGGAAAUGGCAGAAAAACUAUUCAUUAUUGGGUUUUGUGCGGCGUACAUUUUCUCCACAAAAUAGUUGUAAAGAUCUAAGUUAUUUUAAUUUAUUGUAGAUCAGAAAACUAGAUUGAACUGAUCAGAAUCUGUAAAUUACUUAGUUUAUAGCCCUUUUGAGCAGGUAUCAAAAUGACUUAGGAUCCUUAAAAAUGCAAUCUAUUUUAAUUUAUGUGGAAAAAGUAAGAUGGGGGAGUUGUGAUUAAUAGGUCAUUGUUUUUUUUUCCAAUCCUCUGGGCAUUUUCUUUGAGCUGUUAGUUUUUGCUUUAUUUAAAGCAUAUUUAUUUUAAUCUGGGUGAGGGGCACAAUGUGCAGAUCUUUCAUUUUUGUAAGGUUGUUAACAGAUGCCGUUUAUACUGAAUAUGUCAUAUCUAUGCAGUAUAUAUAUUAAAAGAAAGCUUGUACUGUA